UACAAAAGGACAGAGUUACUUGUUAGUGAACUUUGCUUUGUUUCUCCACCAGGGCGCUGAAAUUCGCAAUAUAAAACGAGGAGCUGUGACAGGCAUUUCGCAGUUUGGUGUUGGAAUUCGGAUAGGAAGGAAAUAAGACAUUCUGAUAAAAAGAAGGUUUAUUCUUCAGCAAGGAGACGCAGUAAUUGAUCUCAGUCAUGUUCAGUAUGAAACUGGUUGCGGUGGCUUUUUUCCUGAUGGCAGCCGUGAGGGCCUCUGAAGAAGAGGACUUGCUGGGUGUGCCAGAGGAGAAGGACGCGAGUCGUGAGGUCUUCAAGCGAGCCACUCCACCAGCAGCAGAUUACAGAUACAACAAUGGUUACUACAAUGGUGUCUAUGACUACUACAACAAUCCCUUGGGAUAUAAACCUGGUUACUACAACCCCGCCAACUACAACUCAGGUUACUAUAACCCUGGAUACUACAACACCAACAGAUAUUACAACAGGAGAAGUUAUCCUAAUAAUUAUGAAGGAUCUCCAUAUGGUCCGUACAACCCUGGAUAUUAUUCGGGAUAUUAUAACAGUACUAGAUAUCCGUAUGGAAAUUAUAAUGGAUAUCGUGCAAACUACCCCAACCCUUAUCUGAAUUAUCCCGGUUACCAAGGUUACAAUCCUUACAACCCCGCUUACAACCCUGCUUAUGACAGGUUCAACGAUCAAGGAUAUUACCAAGGCAGAUACUACAAUAAUCCGUCUGUUUACAACCGAGCUAACGACGCUGAGAAAAACAAGAAUCAGUAAAUGAAAUAUCUUUGUGAUUUGCUGUCAGAUUAAUGUGAAAUGGUGUCAAAUUAAUAUGGAAGACAGAUACAAUACAGAGGUAGUCAUGGACGUACUGAUUCAUAGGUUAGGUUGGUAUCAAUGUUAAGGUUAGAAUAAAAUUUUUUCAAAGAUUCCUACGACAUUUUAAGUUCCUCAGAAUGUAGCUGUUUGUGGGGAACUCUUAAAACUAACUGGAAUAUUCGUGGGAGGCGCAGUCCUGGUGGGGAGCCAUACAUUUUACUAACAAACUUACUUUUAAGUCAUUUAAAACUGUUUUUACUGACCGCCGAAUAGUAUUCAGAACAAGGGAACAUGCUUUUAGAAAUCUUUUUUUUUUGUAUAGUCUUUUCUUUCACUUAUGAUUUUUUUUUCGAAAAUCCAAAGCACAACAGUUGCCUCGCUGGUCCCCCACUCUCAUGUGUCCAUGGGAAUACCUGAUUUAAUGGCGAAUUUUAAGUAUCAUACCAAAAUUUAUGUCAAGGAAAUAUGUAAGUUGAUCUUAUGCAUUUUAAUGACAUCAUUUCAUAGUAAUUAUGACUUGUUACCUACCAGCUGUCUAAUUAUUGUUGGUAUAAAGCGGACAGAACAAUGCCAUUAUGUUUGUAUCGAUAAAGUUGUAAAAAUAAAACAUAUUCUUAAAAGCGCGUUUCUCAAACAGAAAUUUCCGGCUUCCGAAAAGUUUGAUGGGCAAUGCAAAAUAAGAACUAGAAAUAGACGCUGGUAUUCAGGAGUCUCUGAACCAUGCAGUUCUUUCCCUUCUGUUCUGUUUGAUCCGACUAAAUGCAGUCGGCUUUCUCUUUGAGAAAUGCUAAGAAGAUUUUCAAAUGA
This is a messenger RNA of Cryptotermes secundus, 1631 nucleotides long. RefSeq names its product eukaryotic peptide chain release factor GTP-binding subunit-like. The transcript is spliced from 3 exons. The record is from RefSeq and is a predicted model, not a curated record. Lineage: Eukaryota; Metazoa; Arthropoda; Insecta; Blattodea; Kalotermitidae. Bases 198 to 782 code for a protein of 194 amino acids.